This is a messenger RNA of Annulohypoxylon truncatum, 2479 nucleotides long. RefSeq names its product MFS general substrate transporter. NCBI's taxonomy places the organism in Eukaryota, Fungi, Ascomycota, Sordariomycetes, Xylariales, Hypoxylaceae. The coding region runs from base 141 to 2033 and encodes 630 amino acids. The record is from RefSeq and is a predicted model, not a curated record. The transcript has 3 exons. Gene Ontology annotation, molecular function: transmembrane transporter activity. Gene Ontology annotation, cellular component: membrane. Gene Ontology annotation, biological process: transmembrane transport.
ACGCGGGAAAGGUCAAGUCCAGUCUAAGGGGAAACUAGUUUUCUUUUUUUCUUCCUGCUAAAAAAAUACCUAGGUGAAAAGACGAAUAAGCAAGCAGGAAAAAUUAAGUAGUUACGUAGGUAAAAUAUACUUAUCCAACCAUGAGCCACGACCCGGCGCGCUCCCUAGCGGACGUGGGCUUCUACCCCGACUCGGCGCCCGAAACGCCGUACCUGGGUCUCGACACCGGCAGCGCCUUCCCCUCGGGCGUCGCCUCGCCGGACCCGCUCCUGACCCCGUCCAACAAAAACAACAGCAACAACAACAACAAUGAGUACUUCGCGCUAGACCGCAAGGCGCUCGCCCAGGCCCUCGGCCAGAAGCGCGACAGCGACAGCCAGAUCUCGGUGCGCAUGCAGACGCGCGACAUCACGGACCGGCACCGGUACGACGACGAGUACGACGACGAUGGCGAAGACGAGGUGCUUCCGGACCUGAUGCUCGAGCUCAGCGCCAUCAGGAGCCGGACCCGCAGCGCCGCGGCGCGCAUGCCGGACGCGGACGUCGAGUCCGGCGCCAGCACACCCGUCCGCACCAAGGGAUCAUCGCAGGGCGUUCCCCCCGAACUCGCCAACUUCGCGGCGGAGAUCGUAUUCGUGCUGGUGUGCAGCGCGGGCCAAUUCAUCUUCGCGCUGACGUACGGCCACGCCAACGUGGCGCAGCUGCAAUUGCGGACCGCGCUGGGCCUGCCCGCGACCCAGAUCCCGUGGGUGCUGGGCUCGAGCCUGCUGGCCAGCGGGCUGUCCGUCAUCGUCGCGGGGUCGCUGGCCGACCUGGCGGCGCCCAAGCCGCUGAUGGUCGGCGCCUUCAUCUGGAGCGCCGUGUGGCACGCCGUCGCCGCGGCGGCGCUCUCGCCCCGGCUAAAGGUCUUGUUCUUCGUCGCGCGCGCCAUGCAGGGGCUCUCGCUGGGUAUCCUCGUGUCUGCGUCGAUGAGCGUCCUGGGCCGCGUGUAUAAGCCCGGCGUGCGCAAGACGAGGGUAUUUUCGCUGAUGGCGGCCGGUGCCCCUUUCGGAUUCUCCAUCGGUUGCCUUCACGGAGGCGCGCUGGCCCAACACUUACCAUGGCUUUUUGGCAGCACGGCCAUCUUCCUCUGCGUUGUCGCCGUAGCCGCGUACCUGACGCUACCGGAUCUAACUCCCGCAAAGGACAGCCACGACGCGGACGCGCCCUCGCUGCGAGAGUUCGACUACGUCGGCGCCGUACUCUCGUCCUCGGGCUGCGGUCUGGUGCUUUUCGGGCUGACGCAGGGAUCGUCUGCUAACUGGAACCCUUACACGUACUCUCUUAUCAUAGCGGGUGUUGCAAUGUUCGUCGCGUUCGCUUUCGUCGAGCGCAGCUUGAAAAGGCCUUUGAUUCCUAAUGGCUUGUGGAAGACACCGGGAUUCGCUGCGCUGCUUGUGGCGUACUUCCUUGGCUUUGGGGGUUUUACCGGAGCGUGGCAGUUCUACGCCGUCCAGUUUUGGCAGAGGUAUCAGGGCGCGAGUCCAGUAACUGUGGCUCUUUACAUCCUACCCAACGGAGUAGUCGGAGUGUUAGCGGCCUAUGUCGUGUCCAAAACAUUGCACGUGUUCCCGGGACACUGGAUUUUCAUAGCUAGCAUGAUAGCUUUUGCAUUAGGACCCGCCUUCUUCCUCCCUCAGACGCCGAGCACUUCUUACUGGGCUUUAUCGUUCCCUGGCGUGGCGCUCGCAACGUUCGGUCCGGAUAUGAGUUUUGCGGCGGCUGCUAUAUUUAUCACGUCCAGCGUGCCGCGGUCGUACCAAGGGUCUGCCGGUGCCCUGUUGGUCACGGUGCAAAAUCUGACAUCAGCUAUCAUGACGUCGAUCUCUGACUCGAUCGGCGUCAAGGUCGACCAGUUGCCCUCGGGUGAGAUCGGACUCGAGGGCCUGAAGGCCAUCUGGUGGUUCGGACUCGCAUCCGCAAUGACAGGAGCACUUAUCACGGCUACCUUUGUGAGGAUCCCGAAGGCGGAGGAGAAGGAACACGUGCAGUAACGAACUAAAGGGUACAUCUUUUGGAUAUUAUAACAUUGGCUAUUGAGGGGUUUAUUAUAAAAGAGGAUAAGACUACGGGUAAGGCACUCAGGGGUGAAACGAGGAUAUACACAAAACGCAGGGUAUGAUGAGUUAAGAGAAGUUAAUGAGCGAUACUUGGGAUAUAUAGACGGGUUAGACGGGUAAUUUCAACAUUCGUACGGUAAUCUAAUAGAAUAGGAAUCGGUUUCACUUGCAGCUCAUGCUCAUAUGGUAAACCUAAGCAGUGCAUUACGCUCAGUGUGUGUGAAAGGCUAUAACCUUGAUUGUUAUUAGCCAUUCACUGGCAGUUGAUGAUCGGUACAUUGGCUUGGUGAAGGCAGAAAUGGCAAAGAGUCGUCGAUUAAAAAUAUCAACCUAGCUGCUCGUCUGCUAGCAUUGAAAGUUAGCAUGUAGUAUAAAGAUCU